Molecule: messenger RNA, 7893 nt
Organism: Phyllotreta striolata
Lineage: Eukaryota; Metazoa; Arthropoda; Insecta; Coleoptera; Chrysomelidae
Source: the annotation of a GenBank genome assembly
AUGGAGCACGCGAGCGACGGCUCGAAAAAGUCCUCGGAGGUUACUCGCAGAGAAAAGACACCGCCUAAAGAAAAUAUUAUCACCGUUUGUACUCAAACUACUGAUACCGAAACGACGAAAAUAGUCACCACGACAACGAGCUUGAAUAGGUAUACGUUUAUGAAGAUAAUGGAUGAAGACAAUAGAGAGAAAGAAGACAAGAAAAAUAGGACGCACAGUUGCAGUAGCAUCCCGUACGAUAAUCUAAUCGAAAAUUUGGCGCCGUUCAGGAAGCGCUUUUGCAACAUGCAAUUGUUCAGGGACAAAGAAGAAGAGGAAUCGGAAAAAUCAGCGGAUUCCCCGCGAUUCGAUAUCGAACCGAUCAUCGAAUCGAUCCUCGACAGCAUCCUUGACAUGGCCGUCGAGAUCAUCGACAAGAAUCAAUUGCAUUUGGAGAAAUUGGGCGAAUCGACGUCGGACCGUUCGAUGAAAAUGACGCGCCUGCUGCCCGAAUACAAGACGCACGUGCGCUGCAACACCGCCGACACCGUCGCCCAAUCGCUCUACGUGCCCAAGAUCCUCCAGACGCCGUCGGCGGACAAUCUCAUCGACGCCCGGAACUUCGUCGAGGAGUACGAGGAGUACCACGAGUCCUGCUCCGAGAUGCAGGAUCCCGAAUUGACCAUCGGACAAGUGGAAAACGAGAUACAAAUAUCGAUCGAGCGGGUGUACGCCAAAAAGAAGAAAGAUAAAUCGGUGAAGCACGGCGGCGUCACCAGUCUGAUACCGAUAGAGACCGAUUCGAACGCCGAAGACGAGUCCGACGUCGUGCAGAAUGAUAAGCGACUGUUGGAGGUGGGCGCCAAAUACAACAUCCCGAAGAAUCUGUUCCAGAACACCGAGAUGACGGAGAUAACGGAACAGACGAUCGACGAGUUGCACAGGAACGUCGAGAACAGCGAGAACAAUCCCGACAUGGUCGAGCAGAGCGUCGUCGUCGUGAAUCUAUCGAAAGAGGGUAAAGUCGAAGACGACGACGACGUGUACAGACCGAUAGCGGUCAGUCCCGAUGGGAGAUUUUUCAAAUACGAGGAAGAGAUCGGACGCGGUUCCUUCAAGACGGUGUACAGGGGAUUGGACACGCAAACGGGCGUCGCGGUGGCUUGGUGCGAAUUGCAGGAGAAGAAAUUGAACAAGGCCGAACGGCAGAGGUUCAGAGAGGAGGCGGAGAUGUUGAAGAAACUCCAACAUCCGAAUAUCGUGCGGUUUUACAACUAUUGGGAAUCGCCCGGCACCAAGAAGAAGAACAUCGUAUUGGUGACGGAGUUGAUGUUGAGCGGGACUCUAAAAGCUUAUUUAAGAAGAUUCAAAAAGAUCAACCCGAAGGUGCUGAAAUCAUGGUGCAGGCAAAUACUGAAAGGUCUGGCCUUCCUGCAUUCGCGAUCGCCGCCGAUCAUCCACAGGGAUCUGAAAUGCGAUAAUAUAUUCAUAACGGGCGGCACCGGUUCGGUGAAAAUCGGCGAUUUGGGUUUGGCGACGUUGAAGAACCGGAGUUUCGCCAAAUCGGUGAUCGGCACGCCCGAAUUCAUGGCCCCCGAAAUGUACGAAGAGCACUACGACGAAGGCGUGGACGUUUACGCGUUCGGUAUGUGCAUGCUCGAAAUGGCCACCAGCGAGUACCCUUAUUCGGAAUGCACCGGACCGGCGCAAAUCUACAAAAAAGUCAUAUCGGGGAUAAAACCGGCCAGCUUCGAUAAGGUGCAGAAUCCCGAGGUGAAAGACGUGAUAGAGAAUUGCAUAAGACCGCGGAAGGAGGACAGACCGAAGGUGAAGGAUCUGUUGAAUCACGCGUUUUUCGAAGAGGACGUCGGCCUGAAGGUCGAAGUCGUUUCGCAGGACAAUAUGAAAAUCGUGUUUCGAUUGCGGGUCAUCGAUCCGAAGAAGAGGACGCACAAGCACAAGGAAAACGAAGCCAUACAAUUCGAAUUCGACAUGGAAACCGACAGAUCCACCACGGUUGCCGAAGAAAUGGCGAAAUCCGGAAUCAUAUUCGAGGAUGACGCUAAAACUGUAGCACAACUUUUAAAAACCCAAAUCAACCAAAUUACCAAGGAACGCGAGAAAAAAUCGAAAGAAGAAGAAGCGCUAGCGCAACAGUUGCAUUACCAACAAUACAUUCAACAGCAAGUUGAACAGCAAAUAUCGCAACAACAACAACAACAACAGCAGCAGCAGCAACAACAACAACAGCAGCAGCAACAGCAACAAGUGCAAUCUAGCGUUUCGCAGCAACCUUCGCAAUCGCAGCAAUCGUCUCAAUCUCAACCACAGUCACAAACGAUCAGCGGAUAUCCUCAGACACAGCAAGCGCCUCAAUAUACACAACAAACUUCCUACCAACAACAAAAUUAUCAGCAAGAACCGCAGCUACAAUAUCAACAAGACCAGCAACAGCAACAACAAUACCAACAGCAGCCCGCUCAGCAUACCAUCGAGCAACAAGAGAAAGCUAUGCAAAGCCAUUACAUUCAGCAACAGACGCAGCCAGGGGACGGUUCGAUCGUCUACAACCAACAGCAUUCGGUUAUACAGGAUCAACAACAAGGCGCUUUCCAACAGAAGCAGAUUGUUCAAGAACCCCCUCAAAAUCUCUCAGCUAUGCAGCGACAAACUUCUGUGGAGCCCGUCCAACAACAACCGAUCGUUCUCAAGCAAUCGGCUCCGACGCAUUUUGUCCAACAAAAUUUCAUCGAAGGUCAACCUCAGCAAGCCGAAUACAUGCAGCCUCAUCAAGACGUUAUACCUCAAGCGGAAAAUUUGCACGUACCGGCACAAUCUCACGAUCACCGAUUGAAUAUGGCCGCUCAUAUUGAGAACAGCAUUCAAGAUUUCCAACAAUCGAAUUUCGAGCAACAACCGACCUACGCGCAAGUGGUGCAACAGAAUUUCCAACAACCGCAACCACAAGCCUACCAGCAACAAACCAACGCGGCCAUGCCGAACUAUUCGCCUUACCAAACGCAGGACGGCCAGAAUUACCAACAGCAGACCUUCCAACAGCAACAACAACAGCAGAAUUACGUGCAAGGCCAGCAACAGGAGCAAGUGCUGCACAUUAUUCCGGGUAGCCAGCAAUUCGUGCCGCAGCAGCAACAACAACAACAACAGCCGCAGCAACAGCAGAGUUAUCCGCAACAGGCCCAACAACCGCCACCGCCGCAACCCACGUACCAACAACAAUCGUCCCAACAACCGCCCCAAGCGGCCUAUCAACCCGCUCAACAGGCUCAGCAAGCGAAUUUUAUACCGUCCCAAGCGACGUUCCCGCAAAACUAUACCCAACAUCCGGCACAAGCUACCUAUUCGCACCAACACCAGGUCAACUAUCCGCCGCAACAGCAACAAUUCCAACCCGAACAACCGCAAACCUACCAGCACCAGCAGUUCAUUCAGCAGAACAUCGAUCCCAACCAGCAGCAAAACUACAUGGAUUCCAAUCAGUACAUGUCCAAACAAAUCGAGGUGCAACAAGUGGAACAGAUCCAGUACGUUCAACAACAACAACAACCGGUCACCCAGCCUGCUGAUUUGAACGUCGUGGGAAUUCCGCCUACUAAUUUGGUGGAAUUGCAACAGAAACUGGCCCAACAGCAUUUGCAAGCGCCGCCCAAGGACCAGCACAGAGCUUCGACUGCAUCCCUUCCGCCCAUACCGACCUUCGAACAACAACAACAACAGCAAACCGAUCAACGGAGAUUGUCCACCGUGUCCCAGCCGGCCCUGGUACACGACUACAUCCAGUAUCAAGUCAACACCAACGCGAAUACCACGCAGGUAAUGCCGCACCCGGAAACCCAACAGCUGCGAAACGCGGACAAUUCGAACGCCCUGAAGCCGUACCCGCCGCUGGAGACGAUCCAUUCGGGCGAGACGUUGAGCACCUAUUCGCAGGAGGUGGGCCACACGCCCGUCAUCACGGACAAUUCGCCGGAACAAGUAAGUGCCGAGUCGGCCGCCUCGACCGUCGAUGAGCCGGAGAGGCCGAGGAGGAAGCGCGGCUCGCUAAAAUAUCAAUUGAUUGUCGAUAACGUCCAGACGGACGGCACGGUCGAGUGUCAACUGCUUUGCAAACAGAAAACCGUUAGUUUUAAGUUUAACAGGAUGGACACGAAACCGUCCGAUAUCAUUGAUAAGUUGAUCAGGCAGGAGGUGCUCGACGAGCCGCACAAGCAACUCAAGGAGCACCUGCAGGACAUGAUGGACAAGCUGAAUGCCAACGAGCACGGUUCGGACGGUUGCAAAACCAAACCGUGGACUUAUGUGCAAAAGGUUAGGCAUGCUUCACUUACAAGGCACCCACACAAAAAAACGCAUCGAAGGCAUAAAUCGAGAGACGAUUCGAGCGGGCAAACGUUCGUCAAAUCGAUGUACGUGGACCCGGCGCCGGCGCCCGACGACAUGCAAGCCGUGAAAACCUCCCUGACGGAGAACUUCUACCAGAACCUCCACUAUCGCGAGAGCCUCAACUCGAGCGGCACCGUCUCGCGCAAGACCAGCACCGCGUCCGAGUACACGCCCGAGCACACUUACAUCAUCAACAAACAGCCGGCGCACGUCGAUCCGACCGCCGUCGGCUACGCGAACGAGAACGCGGCGCCGGCGCCGAUGCAAAUGCCCGUCGAAAUGAUCCCGCAGGGCGAGUACAACGCCAUGCAGGCGGGCAGCCCGCCGAAGGGCUCGCUGUGCGACAACAGCGAUCACAUCGACGCCUUCAAGGCCGAGUUGAACAGCAGCUUGUUGCAAAAGGACGCCGCGAAAUUCACGCCCGUGCCCGGCCAAAAGGUCAAUCUCAAAGUGUUCGUCAUGUCGGUGGAUCAGAGCGCCGACGCCGCCGCCGCCAAGGAGUGUUGUUUGCCCAAAGCGGAGGCGCCCAAAGAGACGGUCGUCGACGUUAAAUUGACGACGGACGAUGGCGGUAAAAUCGACGCGUCGAACGAAGGCGAUGCGGGUGGCGAGAAAUUGCAAGAGGCCGGUUUGAGGGUGCCGCAAAGGAAGAUAUCUCGGUUUUUGGUGAGUCCCGUUUUGUCGGGGCAAUUGAACCUUCCUAAAGAUAAGGAUUUCGGUUCCGACGUUACCUCGCCCGCCAACGUUCCCGAUAACGAAUCUCACGUGGCGGAAAAUUGCGACGAGCCGGCGAUGUACCAACCGCACGAGGUCAAAACGAACAUUCCCGGUAACGUGAUCGCUUCGUCGGAACCGCUGAGGAAGAACUCGGCCCCGUUGGAAAACACGCGAGGCGAGUUGGAAAAACCCGAACCGAAGAUGAGCGUUUGUUCUCUAAAAGAAGAAAGCACUUGCGGCAAAGAGGAACCCGUACAGAUCGGACCCGAGCACAUCAACACGUUGGAACAGCUGAAAAUCAGUUUGGACAAUUUGAAACACAGCAGUCACCACAAGAAGGAAUCUUCGGAAUCCGAUUCGAAGAAAGCCUCGUCGAAUGUCGACGUUAGCGUAAAACAGCAAGCGAACAGCGUCCCGACGCAGGCGGCGGCCGGAGCGGCGCCGACGGUGCCGCCUCCGACCUUCGUACCCAAUCAAUCGCAAGCGACCAUACAGCAACAGCCCGCCCAGCAGAAUUUCAAUCAGAACGUCGUGGUGACGUCGCCGCCGGCGCAAAUCCAAAAACCUUUGCCGCAAAUUCAACCGCAACAGGUACCCGUACCAGCUCAAAGUCACCCGCCCGUUCAGCAGACCGCCGCCCAACCGCCGUUGCAGCAACAGUACAACCCGCCCCAGCAGCAACAACACCAACAGCAACAACAAAUACCUGCGAAUAUGACGCCGCAAGUGCAGCAACCGCAGUCGUUGGCGUCUCAAGUGCAACAGCAACAGCCCUUGGCUCAGCAGGUGCAGCAAAUGCAACAAGUGCCGCAGCAGGCGUUGCCGCCGCAAACGCAACAGUCUUUGCCCGUUCAAUCUCUACCGACGCACUCGCAACCGCAAUCGUUACCCUCUCAAUCGUUGCCCAUGCAAUCGAUACCGGCGCACUCGCAACAACCACAAUCUUUACCGCCUCAACAACCGCCGCAAUCGUACACCCAACAGGCUCACAUGCAGCCGCAACAGCUGUUGCCGGCCCAGUUACCGCCGCAACAGACCCAUCUGCCUGCGCAGCAUCAACCACAACAGCAGCAGCAGCAACCGCAUCAACAGACUUCGUUGCCGACGCAGGUGUCGCAUCCGCAAGCGCCGAUGCCGCACCAGCAGCCCCACAUGCCGCAAAACUCUCAAUUGAUGCAACAGCAUCAGCAACAGCAACAAAUGACGCACCAACAGCCGCCCGCCGUGAUUCCUCAGAGCCAAACGGCGCCGAUACCGCAGCAGUAUAUGCCGACGAUGAGCGGCAAUCAGCCGCAAUCGACGAUCGUCGCCACCAGCAUGGCGCAGCCGAAUUUCCCGCACGCUUCAUCGGUGCCGCAACAGUACAUGAGCAAUCCGAUGAACAUAUCCAGCGCUUCCCUAUCGCAACAGCAACAAACCCAGCUGGUGAUGAGCGGCUCGUUGCCGAACCAGCCGGUUUCCGUGCCGUUGCCGUCGCAAUCGCAAUCGUUGUCCGCCAGCGUGCCGCAACACGAAACCGCCAAAACCUAUUCGCAAACGCAAAUAGCGAGCAGCGGCAACGCCGCCAUGCCGCUGACGACGAGCCAACAACAGGCCGUGUUGGCCCCGGAAAGGUCUUACCAACAGCCGGUGCAAUCGCAAGUUCUUCCGCCUUCGUCUCAACCGCAGCAGCAGCAGCAAAUAGUCACUUCUCAACCGGUCGUGAUGCAAACCAUGUACCCGCCACCGAUGUACACCGGCCAUCAGAUGCCGUCUUCGAUGUCCGUGCAGAACUUUUCGGCGCCGCCGCCGCCGCCAUCGACGACAUCGGCCGGUUUCCAACAUUCGAUGUCUAUCGAUGAUACUCUGCAAAACUACGUUCCCGUUGUUAAACUGCCGGAUAACCUCAAUCAGAUACUGGAAAAUUCGAAUAACAAAGGUGGUCAAGGCACGUUGCCGCAAAGCGACGUUAAAUACGAUGCCCAGCUGCAAACGUUGCAACACAAAUUAUCCGCCAUACCUUCGGCUAGGACUUCGCAAACGAAUACUGCGCCAUCUAGUCCUCAACUGAUAAUCGCUUCGCCUGAUUUUCCGCAACCAGAAAACGUGCCUAUUAAUGCAAUUCCUAAUUUAAGCAAACUGCAAUUAGAGUCGAUUAGCGGGCCGAGUAGCGGAACGACGACGUCGGACGUUCUGUCGCCCACCGUCGAAACGGAACACGUUCCGUUCGUCGCGGAAGAUCCGCUCGUUGAGCUGAAUAACAAGUUGAAACAGAUCAAUUGUAGAUCGGACGGUUCGGAGAGAAGGGAUAACGGUAUCGAUACGGCCGUCGAUGCGGCCAAAAGGGACAAUAACGUUAUAGCUAACGUAACGCAAGAAGUAACAGUUAAUGUCGAUAACCAGCACCAAACCGACGUAACGCAACCUUCUAAAGAAAGGAGAAUAUCGCGUUUUCAGGUUAGCCUCGUGUCGGAGCAAGCGGAUAAAAAUUCAAACGAUUCGGAGGUGGUUAAGAAAACCAGCGUCGCUUCCGACACGUCGGAACACAAAAGAGAAGCCGAUUUCGCCACAGUUAUUAAUACCACAUUCGAUUCUUUAAAAACUACUUUAGUCAAAUCGUUGCCUAGCGGAAGCGCGGAAGAAGGACACCCGCAAGAAGAAGAAAAGAUUUCCAAUAUAAAAGAGGAAACGUUCGAGGAGAUGCUGAACAGACAAAAGGCUGAAUUGAACGCUUUAAUGGAAGCUCAUAGAAAGCAACAGUUAGAAUACAUGGAGUUUCAUCGAAAACUAACUGAAGAGAGUAAAAAAACAUGA